Molecule: messenger RNA, 897 nt
Organism: Saccoglossus kowalevskii
Lineage: Eukaryota; Metazoa; Hemichordata; Enteropneusta; Harrimaniidae
Product: neuropeptides capa receptor-like
Biological process (GO): G protein-coupled receptor signaling pathway
Cellular component (GO): plasma membrane
Molecular function (GO): G protein-coupled receptor activity
Source: RefSeq, a predicted model, not a curated record
AUGAACAACACGACCUGGUUCUGGGUAGAAUGCGGCGACCAGACGGCGCAAGACAUAACGGCACUUGUACUGACCACAGUUGGUAUUGUGGGCAACGCCGCCUUCCUGUACGUUAUCAUAUCCUUACGAGAAAUGCACACCACUACGAACAUAUACCUCGCCAACUUAGCAAUUGCCGAUCUGAUAUUUUUAGUACUGAACGGAAUCCAGCCUUUUUGUUAUGUCAUAGGGACUGAGAUAUGUGCGCCGUUACUACUCAACAUUGAGUUUCAUUGCAUCAGCAACUUCAUAGCCAGCACGGGCUUCUUUGCCGGGAUGAUCAUCGUCGGGGUAAUCGCCAUUGAACGCUACUGUGCCAUUUGCUACCCAUUGCACGGUAACGGAUGUUUGUAUUGGAUGCGAAAGAUAUCGUGGAUCCUGCAAGCAUUGUGUUGGCUCUUAGCUAUUCUACCAAGUAUUACCCCCUUGCUCCCCUGCUAUGGCAAAGACUCUACUUAUACCCAGAUGGCGCAGACUAUGGUUUUGAUUCCCAUGUUCUUCACCUUGACGAUACUGGUGUUCGUCCUGUACAUUCGCAUGGCUGUCACGCUGCGCAAAUCAGCGCGAAACAACGUUCUCAAUUCACCGGCUGCCUGGGAAACAGAGAGGCAAGUGAUGCGCAUCUGUCUGAUAACUGCUGUACUCUACAUCAUCUUCAUGUUCCCGUAUAUUCUGAGACUUAUUGAAGAAUUCCUGAUUCUCUACUUUUCGUAUUUCGCCGCUUUCAGUACGUACCCGUGUUUUCGUAACGUUGCUAUUUAUUUCUUAAUGGUGAAUGCCUCCAUCAAUCCCGUGGUGUACAACGUUGCCAGUUCCCGAUACAGAAUCGCUUUUAAAACAGCAUUUCGUUGUAAUUAA